AUGAGCUCCAGAGUUUGUCGAGAGCAAACACCAGCGACCCAUCAGGAGCGAAUCAGCGGGAUUCUCCUGCAGCGGCCCCGCUAUGAGGAGCGCCCGACAGAAAUCCAAACAAAAAACAAGAAGCGCGGCAUCCGUGCUUUCUUCAAGAGAACCUGGCAGGCUGUAAAGUGCGCUGACCGCUGUCGCCACAGAGGGAACAAAGUGGUGCCUCUUCAGCCAGAGACAGAUCCAGAUGAUCUCCUGAUUCCCCCGGAGUCGACGGCUCCCAGAGAUCCAGAUCUCCUGAUCCACAGCCAGGCUCAGUCCAGCACUGAGUCACCAGCUCAUCCUGAUGCUGACUUGGCAAGUCAGAGUCCAAUUCCAGGUGAUGCACAGAGAACCUGGCAGGCUGUAAAGUGCGCUGACCGCUGUCGCCACAGAGGAAACAAUGUGGUGCCUUUUCAGCCAGAGACAGAUCCAGAUGAUCUUCUGAGCCCCCCGGAGUCAAUGGCUCCCAGAGAUCCAGAUGAUCCACAGCCAGGCUCGUCCAGCACUGAGGCAGCAGCUCACCCUGAUGCUGACCGGACCGGUCCAAAUCCAGUUCCUGGUGCAUCUGGUCUCAAGAUGACCUCUGACAGAGACCCAGCUGAAAGUCCAUUUCUCUCCCUUUAUGAAGUGGGAAACAAGAUUUCAGCAGGAAUGUUCGGCAGCGUAUUUCAGGGGAUUCGUAAAUCUGACAGAAAACAGGUCGCCAUCAAAUUCAUUCAGAAGAGGAAGAUCGACAAGUAUAUACAUUUUGCUGGGUAUUCCAAGCCACUGCUGAUGGAAGUGGCUCUAAACCUCCUGUUGAAAAAAGCUCCGCUGAGCCCCAACAUAGUAUACAUGCUGGAAUGGUUUGAAGAGGAGGAUCAGCACAUCCUGAUCUUGGAGCAUCCGCGACCCUGCCUGACCUUGCUUGGACUGCGGCUUGACUGCAAGCACAGGACGCUAGAUGAAACGCAGGCACGCGGCUUGAUGUUCCAAGCGGUGCUCGCAGCAAAGCACUGCAUUGAUCAAGGUGUCUUCCACCGUGACAUCAAGCCAAGUAAUGUCCUGGUUAAUACGGAGACGAUGGAAGUCAAAUUAAUAGACUUCGGCUCCGGUGACCUCGUCAAACAAUCUGGCUAUCAGUAUGAAUUCAGAGGAAGACAUCGGCCACCAGAGUUCUACACGAAACGCAGAUAUCACGCGGGCCCGACAACAGUCUGGACUCUGGGCAUCAUGCUCUACCAAUUAGUAACUGGACGUCAAGCUUUUCGAACCGAAGAGGAGAUUAUAGCCGGCGAUCUGGCGUUUGACUCCAGUUUAUCCAAAGAAUGCCAGGAAGUGAUAAGCCAGUGCCUGAUACGUGAUCCAGACGACAGAGCGACGUUAGAGCAGCUCUUAGAUCACAAAUGGUUUCAACAGGAAGAUGAUCCAGCGGUAGAUCAGGGGUCAGGUGGAGUAACGUAG
Messenger RNA from Puntigrus tetrazona (Sumatra barb), 1470 nucleotides. RefSeq names its product serine/threonine-protein kinase pim-1-like. The transcript has 8 exons. The record is from RefSeq and is a predicted model, not a curated record. The coding region runs from base 1 to 1470 and encodes 489 amino acids. Gene Ontology annotation, cellular component: cytoplasm. Gene Ontology annotation, molecular function: ATP binding; protein serine/threonine kinase activity. Lineage: Eukaryota; Metazoa; Chordata; Actinopteri; Cypriniformes; Cyprinidae. Gene Ontology annotation, biological process: protein autophosphorylation; negative regulation of apoptotic process; regulation of mitotic cell cycle.